Molecule: messenger RNA, 267 nt
Organism: Lentinula edodes (shiitake mushroom)
Lineage: Eukaryota; Fungi; Basidiomycota; Agaricomycetes; Agaricales; Omphalotaceae
Exons: 5
Coding region: 1-267 (88 amino acids)
Source: RefSeq, a predicted model, not a curated record
AUGUUUUCUCGCCUUGCUGUUCGUCGUGUUCCCAGGGUGGCAACUGUAUCAGUCCGCUAUAGCUCUAGUGCUAAGGAGGGCUCUGUAGCUCAGUCAAGAGGAUUCAAGGAAAGAGAAAGUGCUGUUGAGAUGCUUCCUAAUCUUCUAGACGAAUAUGCACACAAGCAGGAACAUGCCAAACUCAUGAAGCUGAAAGCAGAGAUUGAACUAAAAAAGAUAGAACUUGAGAAGUUGGAGAAAGAGCAUGCGGAGGCCGAGAAGAAGUAA